AUGCAUUAUGGAGGCAACGAUGGCGUGGAAGGCAGUGAGGAAAGUGAUGAGUCGGCGGUGCGUGGGACGCAGGUGGUGCGGUUCAUGGUGGUGGGGCAGGUGGUGUGUCUAUCACCCGACUGCACCGUGCAGCAUGCGCAGCUGAAGCCAGGCGUGACCAUCAAGGUGCUUCCCGUGAAGGCAGUGCGUGGAGAGGGCAAGAGAACAAGCAAGGACGGAGGUCAAGAUGGUGUGAGUGCUUCAGCUCCUCCGCCUGCUGCGGACGCUGACGUGGAUAUAUACGACGCACUCUACCUGGCUCGAGCAAGCCAGCAGGGGAUGGGCUGGCAGCAGGAGAAUGACCGUGUUACUUCCGUGCUGGUGCUGGUGCUGGGGGUGAAGGAGCGUGCUGACCUGCAGGAAGGGUUUGGGUUCUUCGUGCAGCACGUGCUGUCAGGCGGGCUUGAGAAGGCGCAUGCAGAGAGGGGGACGAGGGGAGGUGGGGAGCAGGCUGCUGAGAAAGCACGAGGGGAGGGAAAGGGAGGAAGCGGGAAGUUGCUUUGGCACAACAACAAGAAGGGUGUGGGAAGUGUGGGGCAGAUGGGGCAGAUGGGUCUGAUUGGGCAGAUGGGUCAGAUGUUGCAGACGGGGCAGAUGGGGCAGAUGAGGCAUGCAAUGGAGGUGGUGAGGCAGCGGGUGGAGAGCGGCGAGUGCAUGGGGCCGGAGGACUAUGCGCGCAUCAUGGACGAGCUGGGCAUGGACCUGGGCGACCUGCUGGGAGAGAUGAGCAUUGUGGGGGGGAAGGGAGGGAGUUCCGGUGCAGCCAUUGCGGUGAGAAGGGCAGCAGCAGCAGCAAAAGUAGCCAUGGCCGCAGUAGGGCAGAAGGCAAUAAUAUUCCCAGGGGCAUGUAUCAGCACCCUGCAGGAUGCAGCCAUUGAGGCGGCCAAGGAGAAACUGAGGAAGCGAGGGCUGGCGACAGGGAUGAAGGAGGGAGUGGCAGUAUCUCGAGCCAGCACUUCUCCUGGCAGCAGCGCUUCUGUCGCCAGCAGUGCGCUGUGUGAUGCUGGUAGCGGAGCAUUGGAUUGGGGCCGUGAGCCGGUCAACACAGACCCCACCGUUGGCCUCCUCACCUACCGGGUUGCCCGCAUCUUGCAGUGGCUUUGGAUCUAUGGCUCAGAUUUUAUCUUAGCCAAGAUGUGCUUCAAAGAAAACUCACAAGGUAAGGUCCUGCCCAUGCGCCACCCGCUUCGGGAACUUCCAAGCCUGCUGCUCCGGCUCGACACUGUUCUCCCCCCUUUGGAUGGAAGCAGCCCCCAUGCAGAAUGGGAGGAGUGGCGUGAGGGGGACGAAGCUGCUGUGAUAUUUCCCGACGACUCCAAUGCCAGAUGUUUUGGGCUGGGCAAGGUGGAUGGCAUGCAGGGUAGCAGGAACGGUGGGUGUGUGACAACUCAGUAUGGAAGCGUCCAACAGUCUCCCACGAGACAAGUGUCGUCAGCGCGAAGCAAGGAGUGCCGUCCAAUCAUGCGUUGCAGGGCAGAUGCGGACUUGCUGGUGGAGUUGGGCAGUUUGUUGUUAGAGGCACCCGCAUGCGCCCACUGCAGCCGCUGCAUCCGCACCUACAUCUCAUACGUCCCCUUCGUCACCUUCAUCGCCAACUUCGCCUAUCGCCCCGCCACUGUACUCCUCGACUGCUUUCUCUCCAUCUUCCAGCCCCACUCGCAGCAGUUUGAAAACCUUCUCGCCUGCGUGGGCCUGGAAGAUCCGCCUGACGGCCCUUGUGGCAAGCGGAGAAGUAGCAGCAGCAGCGUGCAGGUGCUACGGGAACAGGCAGAGCAGGGGGAAGGAAGGCAGGCAGUGGAGCCUGUGGGAAGGGCAAGGAGGGCGGGGAGGGUGAAGGGGAUUGCGGGGUUGUGUUGGAGGAGGUGCAAUUCUGGUCCAUGGUGGCAACACUGCCCGUUGCUGGUGUCGGGGGUGGCGGGGUGGCGUGCAGUGGCGGCGGAGGAGCGUGGUGCGAGUGCACGCAAGGACGCAAUGGCGGAGAUCUAUGAGCGCUCUCUGCUUCACGGGGAUGGGAUUCCCACUGCAUGUGGCAGCAGCAGCAGCAGCAUCCAUAGCAAUCAGGAGAGCAAGAAGGGGGAGGAGGCGGCCUAUAUGAGGGCAUGGCCGUGGGGAGUGAAUCUGGUGGCAUGUCUGCGAGAGAUGCUGCUGGGGGAGCCGUGUUACCGCCCUGCCUCCUGUGCUGCUCCAACCACCAUUGCUGCUGCUUGUGGGGGGCAUGUGUGCGCUGUUGUGGGGAGCAAGAAGAUUGAGGGUGGUGGUGUGAAGCUGAAGAACUGUUUUGCAUGUGGCAAGGUGGCGUAUUGCAGCAGAGAGUGCCAAAAGGCGCACCGGCCCUCCCACAAGCUCACAUGCUCCGGCAGGACCAGCACCAAGAAGAGUGGGACAACCAGUGGCAAGGCGGGUGACAAGAUGAGUGGCACGGUGAGUGGCACAGUGAGAGAAACGGUGAGUGGCACGGUGAGAGGCACGGUGAGUGGCACGGUGAGAGGCACGGUGAGUGGCAUUGUGAGUGGCAUUGUUAGUGGCAUUGUGAGUGGCAAGGUGAGUGGCAAGGUGAGUGGCACGGUGAGUGGCACGGUGAGAGGCACGGUGAGUGGCACGGUGAGUGGCAUGGUAAGUGGCACGUGGCAGGAUGGGGAUGAAGGCGACAGAGAGAGUGGAAGAAAGGGUGGUGAGAGGGUGGUGAGGGAGUGGUGGGAGGGUGGUGAGAAGGUGGUGAGAGGGUAG
Molecule: messenger RNA, 2766 nt
Organism: Closterium sp. NIES-65
Lineage: Eukaryota; Viridiplantae; Streptophyta; Zygnematophyceae; Desmidiales; Closteriaceae
Source: the annotation of a GenBank genome assembly